AUGGGGCAGAUCCAGCAGCAACUCACCGGCACAUCCUCUCCGUCGCUGAACGUGCUUGUCGGGCCGUCGCUGUUUGACCGGUACCCGCAAAUGCUCCAUGCGAGAGAACACUCGUCCGGGUCGCUUGCGUCCAACUUUGCUCAGCAACAAAGGCCCCUGCGGCAAUCGCAGUCCGACUCGCCCGGCUCAAGCACGCAGAACCUCAUCGACCCCUUCUCGCAGAACGCCGAGCUCUCGCCGUUUGGCGGCUACCCCGCGUCGCAGUUCCCGUUGCACAUUGACGAGAAGGAGGAAGACGACUUCUUGCAUAACCCGGACCCCAUUGCGGACGCCGCCUACGACAAAAACAGGUUCUUGUACGACAUGAAGCACAUGGACCGCCGGUCGUUCUUUGGGCUUGUGGGCUACGUACUCAUUUUGUUGGCGGCCGCGGCCGUGUUUAUCGUUCUCCCGGUCGUGACCUAUUCGGGCUCCGCCAGUCAAAGCAAGCCGGAGUCGUACGAGGUUUUGACCCAGUUCUCGUACCCACUUUCGUCUGCAAUCAGGACGAGCCUCAUCGACCCGGACACUCCUAGCGCCAACCUUACAAAGACGACCAGAACAGGCGAGGAGUGGGUGCUCACCUUCUCGGACGAGUUCAACGCCGAGGGCAGAACCUUCUACGAUGGCGAUGACCAGUUCUUCCAGGGGGUGGAUAUCCACUACGACGCAACGAAAGAUCUCGAGUGGUACGACCCCGAUGCGGUCACCACUGCCAACGGAACUUUGGUUUUGAGAAUGGACGCAUACGAAAACCACGACUUGUACUACCGCUCGGGGAUGGUGCAGUCGUGGAACAAGCUAUGCUUUCUGCAGGGAAUGAUCGUGGUUUCUGCAUUGUUGCCUGGGUACGGAAACAUCUCGGGCUUGUGGCCCGGUCUCUGGACAUUGGGCAACUUGGGCAGACCCGGGUAUUUGGGCACGACCGAGGGCGUGUGGCCAUACACAUAUGAUAGUUGUGAUUCUGGAAUUACGGCCAACCAGUCGUCGCCAGACGGAAUCUCCUAUUUGCCUGGACAGAAGCUCAAUGUGUGCACGUGCCCCGGCGAGAGCCACCCGAAUACAGGUGUUGGUCGCGGCUCUCCGGAAAUUGAUAUCGUGGAAGGGUCCGUGGAUUCCAUUCUCAAAGUUGGUGUUGUUUCGCAGUCUUAUCAAGUUGCCCCUAUGGAUAUAUGGUACAUGCCUGACUACAACUUUGUGGAGAUUUACAACCAUGAAGUGACGGCCAUGAACACAUAUGCGGGGGGCCCCUUCCAGCAAGCCGUAUCGAUCUUGUCCACUUUAAACACGACAUGGUAUACCGACGGCGACUACAGCGGGAAUUUCCAAGACUAUGGUUUCGAAUACCUAAAUGACAAUGACGAUGGAUAUAUAACCUUGUAUGUUGGCCAGGACCCGGUGGUCACUGUGAACGCCUAUGCAUUGGGACCCAACGGAAACAUUGGCUUCAGACGUAUUUCAAAAGAGCCAAUGUCGUUGAUUAUGAACUUGGGCAUCUCGAACAACUGGGCUUACAUCGACUGGCCAGCGUUGAGAUUUCCUCUACUGAUGAGAGUCGACUAUGUGAGAAUAUACCAGCCAGCAGAUAGCAUUCUGAUGACCUGCGAUCCGGAAGGUUACCCUACAACUGAGUACAUCUCGAACCACGGGAAUGUGUAUAACAACGUCAACCUUACGUCUUGGGAAGAUGCGGGGUACACCUUCCCCAAAAACAGGCUCGUGCAUGGAUGCUAG
Metschnikowia bicuspidata var. bicuspidata NRRL YB-4993 is the source of this 1773-nucleotide messenger RNA. RefSeq names its product SKN1/KRE6 family beta-glucan synthesis-associated protein. Gene Ontology annotation, cellular component: plasma membrane; endoplasmic reticulum membrane. Gene Ontology annotation, molecular function: glucosidase activity. Lineage: Eukaryota; Fungi; Ascomycota; Pichiomycetes; Serinales; Metschnikowiaceae. The transcript has a single exon. The record is from RefSeq and is a predicted model, not a curated record. The coding region runs from base 1 to 1773 and encodes 590 amino acids. Gene Ontology annotation, biological process: (1->6)-beta-D-glucan biosynthetic process; fungal-type cell wall organization.